AUGGCUUCAAAGCUUGUGGUUCUUGGAAUCCCUUGGGAUGUGGAUACAGAAGGAUUAAAAGAGUACAUGAGCAAGUUUGGCCCCCUGGAUGAUUGCAUUGUUAUGAAGGAUCGCUCAUCUGGUCGAUCUCGUGGUUUUGGAUACGUGACGUUUUCGUCAGUAGAGGAUGCAAAGAAUGUCGUUAACUCUGAGCAUAUUCUUGGAGACCGAACUCUGGAAGUGAAGAUAGCGACUCCCAAGGAAGAAAUGCGAGCUCCAGGAAACAAGAAAGCUACUAGGAUAUUUGUUGCUCGGAUUCCACAGUCUGUGGAUGAGUCAAUGUUUCGCAGGCAUUUUCAAACUUUUGGAGAAAUAACAGAUCUUUAUAUGCCCAAGGAACUGGGUUCAAAAGAACAUCGUGGAAUUGGGUUUGUCACUUUCCGAAGUGCAGAAUGCGUGGACAAUGUCAUGCAAGAAAAUCAUGAGAUUGAUGGUUCAACAGUUGUUGUUGAUCGUGCAACUCCGAAGCAGGAUGAAGAAGUCAGGCACCCUCCAAGGAGGGGGGGAGGAGCACAGGGCGAGGGUGGUUAUGGCUCGUAUAAUGCAUACAUUACAGCUGCUACCAGAUAUGCAGCUCUGGGCGUACCAACACUGUAUGAUCAUCCUGGACCAGCUUAUGGAAGAGGUUACUUGAAUGAGCCCCCUGUAUCAAGCAAAAAGAUUUUUAUUGGUAGACUCCCACAAGAAGCAAAUACUGAUGAUUUAUGGGAUUAUUUUGGCCGAUUUGGCAGAAUUGUGGAUGCAUACAUUCCAAAGGAUCCUAAAAAGAGCGGCCACCGUGGUUUUGGUUUUGUUACUUUUGCUGAGGAUGGUGUAGCAGAUCGUGUAGCGCGAAGAAGUCAUGAAAUUUUGGGACAGGAGGUUGCUGUAGACUCAGCUGCACCUGUUGAGGGUGGCCCCAGUCGAGGCGGUUACAUGGAACCACCUGCGCCACAUGGAGCUUACAGCCCGAUGAUGUCUUAUGGCCAGUUCUCUGGCAGUCUUGGUUAUGAUUAUGGUUAUGGUCCCAGUGGAAGUAGCAGCAGAUCAAGAGUACAGCCACGGUACAAACCGUACUGA
Molecule: messenger RNA, 1098 nt
Organism: Triticum turgidum subsp. durum (durum wheat)
Lineage: Eukaryota; Viridiplantae; Streptophyta; Magnoliopsida; Poales; Poaceae
Source: the annotation of a GenBank genome assembly